AUGGCCAAUGUAACCAAAGACCCCCUUUACAAUGCAGUUAGAAAAGAUGAUGGGAAAAGACAGACUGUUAGGGCUCAGGAACUUGUGUGUCGAGCCAGGGUUGAAAUGCCAAAGGGUGGAGCUGGGAUCCCGGAACUUGAAAAAUUUCAGGGGUUUUUGAGAGACUACAAAAUUGUCGUGUACAACUAUGACAGGAAAGGACGUGAUGUCUACUUUGAGGGAAAUGUAGAAAACCCCAAGUUCAAAAUUAACUUGAUUUUUCACAAUGGACACUACAAUGUGAUUAAUUGUUUGACUGCUGCUUUUGUUUGUAAUUAUUUCUGUGAAGCCUGUCAUGUACCCUACGACCAUAAAAGAGAGCAUCGUUGCUCAAACAUUUGCCCACAGUGUCAAACUAUCUCACCUCCUUGUGUAGUGGAGAGUGGUGGUGUUCUGUGCCCUAAAUGUAACAUGACUUAUAAAAAUCAGAGAUGUUUUAUCGCGCAUCAAGCUGAUAGAUGUAAAAAUGUAAAAAAGUGUCUAGACUGUGGGAAAUUGGUUUGGAUUAGAGAUCGGUCUAAGCCUCAUAAAUGUGGUGAAGUAUAUUGCAAACCUUGCUGUUCAUUUGAAGACCCUAACCACAAAUGCUAUAUGAAACCAGACACAAGAAAGCCUAAAUCCAAAAACUUUUUGUUUAUUUUAUUUGACUUGGAAACCCGUCAAGAUGAGUCCCUGCCCUCAGAUCCCGAGUCUAAAUUGCAUCAAGUGAACUUGUGUGUGUCACAACAGUUUUGCUAUCAGUGUAUUGAGGCUAAAUUUUGUAUGGCUUGUAAAAAUCGUACGCGAGUGUUUAGUUCUGAACCAAUCACUCAGUUCAUGGACUAUGUGAUGCAAGUCCGUAAAAAUUUUAAAGAUGUCUGUGUCAUCGCACACAAUGGGCAGGGCUUUGAUUUCCAGUUUUUGCUCAAGUAUGUGCUGGAGGAUACGAAGUUCACUCCGAAACUUGUAAUGCGGGGAACUAAGGUAAUUUUGAUGGAGAUUGACAAUGUGAGGUUUGUUGAUUCACUUAGUUAUUUCCCUAUGCCUCUUGCUGCACUACCUAAAGCCUUUGACCUUCCCCCGGAAAAGAAGAAAGGCUAUUUUCCCCACCUCUUCAACACCCUUAAGAAUCAAAAUUAUGUGGGUCCUAUGCCGGCAAAGGAGUUUUACUGCCCAGAAUCUAUGUUUGAAAAAUCACACAAAGAUUUUGAAAGAUGGUAUAAUGAUCAGGUUGGAAACCACGUUACAUUUGACUUUAAGAAAGAAAUCCUAGAGUAUUGUAUGUCGGACGUUGAUAUUUUGGCUCAAGCUUGUUUAAAGUUCCGUUCAAUUUUCCUGCAAGAGUGUAAUGUGGACCCGUUUCUCGAGGCUGUAACCAUUGCCAGUGCUUGUAACUUGGCCUUCCGUCGGAAAUUUUUGAAGAAAAAUACCAUCGGCAUCGUUCCUAAAAAUGGCUAUAGGCUUACAGACGCCCAAUCGGCAAUCGCGUUACAGUGGCUAACGUGGGAAGAGGAGAAACGUGGAGUUAGAAUAGAACACGCCGGCCGUGGAAAAGAAGUUAAGAUUAGUGGAAUGAAAGUUGAUGGUUUUGACGGUCAAAAUAUUUAUGAAUUUCAAGGCUGCUACUGGCAUGGCUGCCCUAAAUGCUUUCCCUAUGAUCGUGAACUUGCUUUGAAAGAGGAUCCCUCUGACUCACUCCAUUUGCGGUAUGAACGGACCAAAUCGAAAAUAGCAAAGUUGGGUGAUAACGUUGUACAAAUGUGGGAAUGUGAGUUUAAAAAGUUAAAAAAGACAGAAAACCUGAAACACCUAGAAAAGUUGCCGAUCCUCAACAAUUUACCUCUGAAUCCGAGGCAAGCAUUUUUUGGGGGCCGAACCGGGAAUGCCAAAACCUAUCACAAAUGCGCCGAAGGGGAAACCAUUGAGUAUGUGGAUGUAUGCUCUCUCUAUCCCUGGGUAUGUAAAUAUGGCAAGUACCCUGUAGGCCAUCCAACGAUCUAUGUAGGAGACAAAGAGUGUAGACAGAGAGGUCUCAAUGUUGAGGGUCUAUUAAAGUGUAAAGUACUUCCACCUCGUGAGCUCUAUCACCCCGUUCUCCCAGCCAAAAUGAAUGACAAGUUAAUGUUUGUUUUGUGUGCGACUUGUGGAGAUGGUCAGAUUCAAACUGAUUGCGACCACGAAAGUGGUGACAGAGCACUUAUUGGGACCUGGACCAUGGACGAAGUUCGUAAAGCUGUAGAAAAGGGUUAUGUUGUGCUUGACAUGUAUGAACUUUGGGAGUAUAAGGUAGCCACAUAUGAAAACGGGGGAUUGUUCACUGACUUUAUAAAUAAAUUUUUAAAAAUGAAACAGGAAGCAACUGGGUUCCCUAGUUGGUGUGAAACCGAGGAAGAUAAGGAUCAGUACGUUGACGAUUAUUUUAAAAAUGAGGGUGUCCAACUGGAAAAAGACCAAAUUAUCAAGAAUGGUGGAUUGAGGUCGUUAGCUAAACUGAUGUUGAACUCUUUUUGGGGAAAAUUUGGACAGCGUGAAAAUCAGACCAAAGCUACAAUCGUCAGGGACCCUAAAACACUUUUCAAAAUGUUAACUAGCCCUGAAAUAGAUGUAAAUAGAGUACAGAUUGUCAAUGAUAAGGUUCUUGUUGUCAGCUGGGAGUAUAUUGAGGAGGUUGGGGAGCCAUUGCAAAAUGUAAAUGUUGUGUUGGCAGCUUACACCACAGCCCAAGCGAGAUUGAAGCUCUAUGAGCAUCUAGAUGCCCUGGGUGGUCAGGUAUUGUAUUAUGAUACUGAUUCUGUACUAUAUGUAUAUAAGGGUGGUUUGUACAGAGUCCCCACGGGAGAUUAUCUAGGGGAAAUGACCGAUGAGUUGGCCGAGUACGGCCCUGGAUCAUAUAUAGUAGAGUUUGUUUCUGGAGGUCCGAAAACCUAUGCAUACCUUGUGUGGUCAACAAACAAACAAAAAUUGAUUCCCGUAUGUAAAGUAAAAGGGCUUACAUUAAACAUGAAAACUUCUAAAAAGAUUGGAUUUGACAGUUUGAAAGAGAUGGUCCUUGGUGAUGCUGCACAAACAAUGGACAUUGAGGAAAAUAGAAUCAGACGAACAAAGAAUAGGAACAUAGUUACAAUCAGUGAAGUCAAACAGUUUAAAAUUACGGGACCAAAGAGGAAACAUAGUAGCAAUUAUGAUACACUUCCAUAUGGGUUUAAAAUUCAAAAAACUCACCAAAAUCUCAACUCCUAA
Messenger RNA from Macrosteles quadrilineatus (aster leafhopper), 3258 nucleotides. RefSeq lists its product as uncharacterized. Gene Ontology annotation, biological process: DNA replication. The record is from RefSeq and is a predicted model, not a curated record. Lineage: Eukaryota; Metazoa; Arthropoda; Insecta; Hemiptera; Cicadellidae. The coding region runs from base 1 to 3258 and encodes 1085 amino acids. Gene Ontology annotation, molecular function: DNA binding; DNA-directed DNA polymerase activity; nucleotide binding. The transcript has a single exon.